Molecule: messenger RNA, 1529 nt
Organism: Dipodomys spectabilis (banner-tailed kangaroo rat)
Lineage: Eukaryota; Metazoa; Chordata; Mammalia; Rodentia; Heteromyidae
Product: low affinity immunoglobulin gamma Fc region receptor II-like
Exons: 8
Coding region: 165-1028 (287 amino acids)
Biological process (GO): cell surface receptor signaling pathway
Molecular function (GO): transmembrane signaling receptor activity
Source: RefSeq, a predicted model, not a curated record
UCCAGAAUUUCUCCUCUGAGUUGACUCUGCCAAGUCUGGACAGAAGCCUGUGCCUGUGAGCAUCUAGAGCCACAUCGCUUCAGGGGUGAAUCCCAGCAUUUCUAUCUCUACUUGCCAUUGAGAGUGACUGGGCUGUUUGCAAGCCCUUGCAGAUUUGGGAUCACAUGCUACUGUGGACAGCUGUGUUAUUCCUGGCUCUAGUAGCCGGCACACCUGAUCUCCCCAAGGCUGUGAUGAGACUUGAACCCCCAUGGAUCCAAGUGCUCCAGGAAGACAAUGUGACACUAACCUGCCAGGGGUCCCACAACCCUGGGAACCACUCCACACAAUGGUUCCACAAUGGGAAAUCCAUCCCAGCCCAGGUCCAGCCCAACUACAACUUUAAAGCCAAGAGAAAUGACAGUGGGGAGUACAGGUGCCAGAUGAGCCAGACCAGCCUCAGUGACCCUGUGCAUCUGGUUGUGAUAGCCGACUGGCUGCUGCUUCAGACCCCUCAACUGGUGUUCCAGGAGGGGGACACCAUUGUGAUGAGGUGCCACAGCUGGAAAGACAGCUUUCUGAACAAGAUCACUUUCUACCAGAAUGGGACAUCCAAGAAGUUCUCCCAUUUCAGUGGCAACUUCUCCAUCCCCAAUGCCAAUCUUAGUCACAGUGGUGAUUACUACUGCACAGGAAAUAUAGGAAGGAUGUCCUAUUCAUCCAAGUCUGUGGCCAUCACUGUCCAAAGGCCUGAGUCAAGUGACUCAGUGGUGAUGGUGAUUGUGGCUGUGGUCACUGGGAUUGUUGUAGCAGUCAUUGUUGUUGCCAUAGCAAUUUUGAGCUACCUCAAGCGAAAACAGAAAGCAGUUCUCUCAGGAAGUAUUGAGCACAGGGAAAUGGGAGAGACCCUCCCUGAGGAACCAGUCAAUCCCAUUGAUUGUGAGGAAACUUCCAAAAGAGAGAAUGGAAAUUCCAUCACCUAUUCACUCCUCAAGCACCCGGAAGCUCCAGAGGAAGGAACAGAGCCUGCUUAUGAGAACCACAAUUAGUCUCUCUCUCUCUCUCCCCUCUAUCCCUUUCUGCCCCUUUCUCUUUCUCUCCCUCUCUCUCUCCCACUCUCUCGCUCUCGCUUUUACACUAGCUUUUGCUCUCUCACUCUUUCUCUCUUUCUGUCUCUAAGAAAAUCAAUGAGGUGAGGGUCAAAUGUCUUCUGUCAUCAACUGUCCUUGGAGCAGUCAAGUGGAUGCUGCAGUUACAAAGGAAAAGAACUUCCAGAGUUGCCAAUGUGAAUCCUGAAACAAAGAGACAAUACUGUCCCUACUGGUUGACUUCAGCCUUUGCCUACAUAGGCAUCAAGGCUCUUUUGUUACAAAUCCACACCACUAAUAAAACUAAUACACUUACUGUUAUUAAGAGGUGUAGCAAGGUGGGGAAUACUUCUGUCACAAGUUACUUGAGCACCAUUAUUUAAGUAUAUAUUAUUGCAGAAAUGAUAAAACAGACUAACAAUAAACCAACAUGGUCAAAGUGAUUAUUUCAGGACAAUGGAA